Uranotaenia lowii is the source of this 2773-nucleotide messenger RNA. Its product is annotated as ATP-dependent DNA helicase Q1-like. NCBI's taxonomy places the organism in Eukaryota, Metazoa, Arthropoda, Insecta, Diptera, Culicidae. Gene Ontology annotation, cellular component: cytoplasm; chromosome. The record is from RefSeq and is a predicted model, not a curated record. Gene Ontology annotation, biological process: double-strand break repair via homologous recombination. Bases 520 to 2709 code for a protein of 729 amino acids. Gene Ontology annotation, molecular function: 3'-5' DNA helicase activity; nucleic acid binding; ATP binding. The transcript is spliced from 3 exons.
AAUUACAAAAAUGACAAAAAUGACAAAAAUUACAAAAAUGACAAAAAUGACAAAAAUUACAAAAAUGACAAAAAUGAAAGCUGAUCAUUGAAAGCAUUUCCAAAUAUCACGAGUUUACGUCAAAAUCAACUUGUAAACGACCGAUCAAAGGAAAUGCGGAAGGUUUUUAGAAAUAUUUUAGAAAAAAAAAUUCUCCUUUACUUCAAUUUAAUAAAAAUUAUACAACAUCGAAUUCGCUGUGGUUGGAUCUGAUUACAUUUUUAAUAAUGAUUCGCGUUUAAAAAAUGUUUUAAAAACAUUCAUUUCUAGAUGUUAUUUUUCGAGUGUGUAAAAAACGGCGCCAAGUUAGGUUAUCGAUCACCCAAGAGCACAUUUCGUAUUUCAAUGUGUAAUGUUUGUUAUUGUUUUGAUUCUGAUCCCGAUAACCGGCGCGUGGCGGUUGAUGUCCACCGUUUUUAUCCGGGUUUUAACUUGUUUUGCAUGAAGUCGUGUAAAUUUUUAAAGUGAAAACAAAUUAGAAUGUCCUCGGAGGCAGAAUCCGAUUGUCGGGAAGUGGAAGCUGAAGAUACAGACGGCCGGGAAGAUGUCGUUGAUCUGGAUACUCGAUUGCGGGCCAUCAAUAAAGAAAUCGAAGGAAUCGAUCAGGAAAUCAAACUGCUGUACAAACGGCGCAAAACGUUAGAAGAUCUGAAGGAGAAGCUACGUAUCCAGAAGGUUCAACAUCGGUCCAAUGAGUUGGCCAAAAAAGAUUGGGAUACGGAGGGAUUCAGUUGGUCCAGGGAGGUGAGACGAGUGUUGAGGGAUGUUUUUCAUAUGAGGGAAUUCCGUUCACAGCAGCUUCCAGCCAUAAAUGCUGUUUUGUCCAAGCAUGAUGUUUUGCUUUUGGCUCCCACGGGAGGAGGAAAAAGUUUGUGCUAUCAACUGCCAGCCCUGGUUGCAGAAGGGAUGACGAUGAUCAUAUCUCCGCUGAUUUCGCUGAUGGAAGAUCAGGUGUGGGCGUUGAAGAAGAACGGAAUAAAAGCCGAAUAUUUGAGCGCCACAAUGGACAAAGAAACGUCCAACGAUGUGCACAAGCACUUGAGGGAGGGGGACCACGAAAGCUUGCGGUUGCUUUACAUCACGCCGGAGAGGAUUUCCAAGAGUAAUCGAUUUAUGGCCGCAUUGCAGAAAUGUUACAACUUGAAGAAGCUGGCAUUGAUUGCCAUUGACGAAGUUCACUGUUGCUCACAGUGGGGUCACGAUUAUCGACCGGAUUACAAGCUGCUGUCGGUGUUAAAGAAAAUGUUUCCGGAUGUACCGAUUCUGGGAGUAACGGCAACGGCUACAGCCAAAGUAAUCGGCGAUGUACAAAAAAUGUUGAACCUGCGAGAAUGUCUGAUCUUUAAUGCACCUUUCAAUCGACCGAAUCUAUACUAUCACGUGCUGGAAAAACCGGCCGAUAAAGAGGAGAUGUACGAACUGCUGGCAGAUCUUUUGAAGCGCAAGUACCGAAACAUGAGCGGUAUAAUCUAUACUUUUUCCGUUAAGGAUACCGAGGAAAUUUCCACCCAGCUGUUGCAACAGGACGUAAAAGUGCAUCCGUAUCAUGCAUACCUGGAUCCGAAGCAGCGCAGCAAAACUCAUCAGAAAUGGAUGCGGAACGAGAUUCAGGCGGUCGUUGCGACCAUUGCUUUCGGGAUGGGAAUUGAUAAGCCUGAUGUACGUUUCGUUAUUCACCAUACGAUGAGCAAGAGUAUGGAGAAUUUUUACCAGGAAAGUGGUCGUGCCGGGCGAGAUGGAAAACGAGCGGAUUGCAUACUGUUGUAUCGAUUUCAGGACGUGUUUCGACUGUCGACGAUGUCCUUCCAGGAGUACGAAGGCUUAUCGAACGUUUAUUCGAUGGUCAAGUACUGUAUCAACGGAAAGAGUUGCCGCCGAUUGUUGAUAUCUCGCCACUUUGCGGAAGUUUGGGACGAUACUCACUGCAAUCGGUUGUGUGAUCGAUGCUUUUAUCGAGAUAGAGUCCAUUUACCUGAACAAGACAUCAGUACCCACUACCAGACGCUGUUGGCCAUUCUGCGUCGUGCUGAUACAUUGCAAACGAAGCUGACAGCCCUGAAGCUCGUCGAUGCUUGGUAUCACAAGGGCAGUCCGAAAAAUCGUCUAGAAACACCUCCCCCUUUGCUGGAUCGCUACAUCGGAGAGCAGAUAGUGGCCUUCCUGAUCAUUAACGAUUAUCUGAAGGAAGAGUUUCAGUACAAUCCUUACACCACACUGAGUUACAUCGCAAAGGGAGAAGCGAUAGUCGGCGAUGAAGGUAUUCGCUUUCAACCGGCUCGGGUUCUACGCGUUCCAACAGACACUCUAACGACCGCUGAGCAGAACGAGCAACGAGUGACACAAGGAACGAAAAGGAAAUCUGAUUCCAGUGGCCACAAAAGGAAGGCGCAGUCGGAAUCCGGCCAAGCGAAUGGGGACACUAUUUCGAUUGCAAGUCGGGAAUCGAGCGUCAGUAGCGCUGUCAGCAAAUCAAGUAGUAAUAAUACAAAUGUGAACGACUCCGAAAAGAAACGACGGAAGCAUGAACGUCAACUCAGCAAAUCGGAACAACUACUGGUUAAAAAGGAACUACUCAAUAGGAGCAUACAGGAGAAGGACGUUCAAGAGGAUAAUCAGGAAGUUCUUUUUGUUCCAAACGAAGAGGAAGUGAUCGUCAUAGAUGAAACAUAAAUCUAGAAAUACCUACAAUUAAGAAAAGAUUGUUUUAUUUUGUAAAAAAACAUUAAAAUGUGAA